AUGGCUAUCGAAAAUCGUGGACCGGAGCUCACAGCAGUCUGUGCAACUUUCAUCACCACGGCUGUCAUUGCUGUUGCGUUGAGAUGCUAUGUGAGGCUACGGAUCGUCCGGAACUUUGGACUCGACGAUGGGGUCAUGGUCGGAGCUCUUGUCUCGUUUAUUAUUCUAAUUGCAUUCACCCUUCUCGGCGUCCGCUAUGGCACCGGCCGCCACUACUGGGAUCUUGAAGACAACGAUAUCAUGCUAGCAAUGAAGUUUUGGUGGCAUUGCUAUCUGUGGUACUGCAUCACCAUGAUUACCUGCAAAAUCUCGAUUGGCCUCUUUCUCCUCCGAAUUGCCGUUCGCCGAGUUGACAUCAUCCUUAUCUAUACCGCCAUGACAGUCACAGCCUUGACUUGUGUCGCAUUCUUCUUUAUCACGCUAUUCCAGUGCAGCCCCAUCUCCUUCUUUUGGACUCGACAACAGCCCGGCUCCUGCAUCGACGUGGACAUAAUCAUCACGAUUACCUAUAUAUACAGCUCGUUUACGGUCCUCUGCGACUUCACGUUUGCAUUGCUGCCGAUCGCCAUGAUCUUAAAGUUGAACAUGAAUAGGCGAAGCAAGAUUGCCCUCAUUCCCAUUAUGCUUAUGGCAUGCGUCGCGAGCGCCGCCGUUGUCGUUCGCUUUGGCUAUGUCAAAGACUUCAAGAAUCCGGACUUUCUUUGGGCGACACUGGACAUUGCAAUCUGGUCGACGGUUGAAGGAGGACUCGGCAUCACAGCGGGAAGUCUGGCUACGCUCCGUCCCCUUUUCCGCAUCAUCGGUCCCAAAUUUGGGCUCUCGACGAGAGGACCCUCGAUUCUACAGGACUCGGAUCAACAUCAACCAAGAGGGUUUAGAGGAGACUCGGAAGGCACCAGAGGCAGAAAGAAAGAUGAAGACCUUUUCAGCUUGACACCUGUCAAGGGACGGAGUGAGUUAGGCAAAGUCAUGGAGACUGGCAACGAAGGGGCCCAAGACAUACAAAUGGGAAAAUAUCAUUCCUCGUGGGUUAAGCAGGGGAAGACUCAAUCAAAUGAGAGUGAGGAAGAACUCGUGGUAAUUAAUUAA
Molecule: messenger RNA, 1089 nt
Organism: Fusarium vanettenii 77-13-4
Lineage: Eukaryota; Fungi; Ascomycota; Sordariomycetes; Hypocreales; Nectriaceae
Exons: 5
Coding region: 1-1089 (362 amino acids)
Source: RefSeq, a predicted model, not a curated record